GACCGAGCGGGAGGAAAUAGUCCAGAAAUCCCCCGGACUCGGAGCAUCGCGCGCCUGCUGCCGGCCGCCCGCUCCGGGGACGCGCGACUGGAAAGGUGCGGAGCCGCCCUGCCGCAGGGAGGUAGAGACCCGGCCCGGUCCCUCCCCAGCUCAGCGACGGCUGCGUCCCCCCAGCGGGAACAAGCGCGGGCCCCGGAGCCGAGAACUAACGGGAGCCUUCCAGGGGAUGCUAAGAUGCUGGCCGUGCCGGAGUCCCGGAUGCACAGUCUGCAAAUAAGUACAAAUGGGGAGCAGUCGCCCUUGCUCACGCCUCCCAGCUCCCCGAGGAUGCAGGACAGCUGCAGCAUCGCUCCCCUCACCCCCUCUCCGUCCCCGAGGAGCGAGGCCCGCGCCCCCCGACCCGCUCCGUUCUCCGUGGUGGUGGCCAUUGACUUUGGCACGACUUCCAGUGGUUACGCCUUCAGUUUCACCAGCGACCCCGAGUCCAUUCACAUGAUGAGGAAGUGGGAGGGCGGGGACCCGGGUGUGGCCCACCAGAAGACGCCCACCUGCCUGCUGCUGACCCCGGAGGGAGCCUUCCACAGCUUUGGCUACACGGCCAGGGACUACUACCACGACCUGGACCCGGACGAGGCCCGAGACUGGCUGUACUUUGAGAAGUUCAAGAUGAAGAUCCACAGCACCAGUGACCUCACCAUGAAGACCGAGCUGGAGGCCGUGAACGGGAAGAAGAUGCCCGCCCUCGACGUGUUCGCCCACGCGCUGAGCUUCUUUAAGAAGCACGCUGUGCAGGAGCUCAGGGAACAGUGCCCGUCCCUGCCCGAAAGGAACGCCAUCCGCUGGGUACUCACCGUCCCUGCCAUCUGGAAGCAGCCAGCCAAGCAGUUCAUGAGAGAAGCCGCCUACCUGGCGGGCCUGGUGUCCCCCGAGGAUCCCGAGCAGCUCCUCAUAGCCCUAGAGCCCGAAGCUGCCUCCAUCUACUGUCGGAAGCUGCGUCUCCACCAGCUCAUCGACCUGAGCUGCCGCCCGGUGUCCAACGGCUUCCUGGGCGAGCGGCGUUCCAUCGACUCCAGCUUCCGCCAAGCCAGGGAACAGCUUCGAAGGUCGCGACACAGCCGGACCUUCCUGGUGGAGUCGGGCGUCGGAGAGCUGUGGGCAGAGAUGCAGGCAGGCGACCGCUACAUCGUGGCGGAUUGUGGGGGCGGCACCGUGGACCUGACCGUGCACCAGAUAGAGCAGCCCCUGGGGACGCUCAAAGAACUCUACAAAGCCUCAGGGGGCCCCUAUGGGGCAGUUGGGGUGGACCUGGCUUUUGAACAGCUUCUGGGCAGGAUCUUCAGUGAUGACUUCAUCACCACCUUCAAAACCAAGCGUCCAGCGGCGUGGGUGGACCUGACCAUCGCCUUUGAGGCCCGCAAGCGAACGGCCGGGCCCCACCGCGCCAGUCCCCUCAACAUCUCCCUGCCCUUCUCCUUCAUCGACUUCUACCGCAAGCAGCGGGGGCACAAUGUGGAGACGGCCUUGCGCAAGAGCAGUGUGAACUUUGUGAAGUGGUCCUCCCAGGGGAUGCUGAGGAUGUCCUGCGAAGCCAUGAACGAGCUCUUCCAGCCCACCGUCAGCCAGAUCAUCAAACACAUCGACGAGCUGCUGGCCCGGCCGGAGGUGCAGGGGGUCAAGUUCCUGUUCCUGGUGGGGGGCUUCGCCGAAUCGGCCGUGCUCCAACACGCCGUGCAGGAGGCCUUGGGCGGCCGAGGGCUGCGGGUCAUCAUCCCCCAGGACGUGGGCCUGACCAUCCUGAAGGGCGCCGUGCUCUUCGGCCUGGACCCGGGCGUGGUGCGCGUGCGCCGCUCGCCGCUCACCUACGGCGUCGGGGUCCUGAACAAGUUCGUGGCGGGCCGCCACCCGCCGGAGAAGCUGCUGGUCAAGGACGGCAAGAGCUGGUGCACCGACGUGUUCGAGCGCUUCGUGGCGGCCGACCAGUCGGUGGCGCUGGGGGAGGUGGUCCAGCGCAGCUACUGCCCGGCGCGGCCCGGCCAGCACCGCAUCCUCAUCAACAUCUACUGCUGCGCCGCCGAGGACGUGCAGUACAUCACCGACCCCGGCGUGCGCAAGUGCGGCGCCGUCAGCCUCGAGCUGGCGCCCGCGCCCCCGGGGACGCCGCCCGCGCGCCGCGAGAUCCGCGCCUCCAUGCAGUUCGGGGACACGGAGAUCAAGGUCACGGCCGUGGACGUCAGCACCUCCCGGACUGUGCGCGCCACCAUCGACUUCCUCUCCAACUGAGGGCGGGGAGGGGAAAGGAGCCCCGGCCUGGUGCCGCGGCCCCCCCCCCCCGCCCCUCCGCCCCUCCCCUCUCCCAUCCCCCUCCUGCUCGGGUCACAUCCCUUCGCUCGCUUUCCUUCCGAGCCUCCUUUCCGGAGUCCCCUCCUCCAUCCCAAUCCUGCCUUGGUUCAGCGCGCUGUGGGGGGCCUGGGAUGGGAAGGGAGCCUCGGGAGCCGAGGCCGGAGAGGGCCAGCGGGCCAACCCCGCGUCGGGGUGAGACCCAGGCAGCCCCAUGAGGCGGCCCCGGAGAAGGUGCCGGAGGGCGCCGGGGAAGGAGGCGCAAGGAUGGCUUGGUGGGGGAUCGGCCCUGGGGACUGCCGGGAAAGGGACUGAACGGAAGCGUGCUAUGGAAUGGGGAUGAGCUAGAAGCAUUCCCAGUAAGGUCAGGAGUAAAACAAAGUCGCUGGACAUCACCGCUAUUAUUCGGUAUGGAAUUAGAAAUGUUAGCUUUAGCGAUAAGAGAGAGAAGCGCUGGGUUGGGGGGGGGGGAGGAGAGGGGGUGCUCCCAGCAUCCUCGGAAUCCCAGAAAGCGGAAGCUGGAAGGGAAGCCAGAGACGUGGAGCAAAGCCCGGGAAGGCGAGCUUGGGACAAAGAGCAGAUUCGAAGCGCUCCCCUCCCCUUGCCCUGAGGGACUCCUUCCUGUGUACUGAGAUGUGCUCUUCCGGAGCAGGGGUGUGGGUAACUCCAGAUCCUAUCUCUAUAGUUUAAAUCCAGCCCAGACCUGGAUGAACUAGCUUUGAGGUGAUGGCUUAGCGCUGUGUCCCGGGAGAACAACAAACUAACCUCAUUUACCAGGCGACUCCCGCUGCUGAGGCUAGUGCAGACCUUUGUGACCCCCAAAGGUCCUCCCACCCAAGGAGGGGUGACAGGAGCCAAGCCCACGAAAAUGCCAGUGAUGACCCGUGGAAAGGGGCGGAGAGUGUUGGGGAGACCAAUCAAGCCCCUACUUGGGAGUCUGAAGAGCAUAAAAGCAUCUCUGGGAUAGGGCCUGGAACUAUUAGGUAACGGUAGUACGGGACAAGAAGGGGAGGAGGGUUUCAUUAAUGGAGUAAUGCCACUAGUCAGAACUAUAGUAUUAGGGAAAUCAAGUUACUGGCAGGAAUAUAACUGGGUGGGAUAGUUACUAACAGGGUACUUACUGAUGGCCCCUGGACCUAACAGGAAUUCCUUAAUGAGAACAAUUAGCCUGAAAAUUACCCUGAAAAAAUCAAGUGGAUGAAAAGUGCAUGUUAUCCAGACUGAUGCAGCUAAGUCAGCCGAGUGAGGAGCUCAGUACAUCCGAAGACCAACGUUGAUUUGGAAACUGCUCGAUGCUUUCCCCAGUCCCAGCACCAAGAAAAGCAUUGGAUGGAGAUGACAAGUUAACGGGACGCCAAAGGCUUCAAAGGGGAACGGGGCUGUGAGGAGACCCCGUGCCUAGUUUGCAGCAAUGGCCUCCUCUAAGCAAGUGUUGGGGACGUUUGCAAAGUGGGGCCUAUGGUUGGGCAGGUGUGGAGCCUCCGGAAGGAAGUGGAGCAGACAGACUGUCCAAAGGCAGAGCAGCAAUUCCUCCCCCACCUGGGUGGGCUCCGGUGUGAGCUGUGAUGAUGAAGGGAAUACCCCGGUGACGAAAUCUCAGCUCAGGGAGCAGGGAUGGAUGUCGCCAGCCAGAGUAUCGGGAAGCAGGUUAUUAGCAGGGGGUUAAUAUUAACAGCAGCGGGGCGUUAGCAGUAGGAGAGUGGCCGUUGGAGAAUCCUGUUACCUCACAGUUACCUGCUGGAGCACUGUUACUAGUCAAGUAUCUUACUGUCUGGGGUACCGUUAGGGGUCACUGGCAGCAAGAUGGUGGACGCUGGGGUGGGAGACAUCUUGUGCAUGGCUCAAGGCACUUAAACAGGCCUGAGGGGAACAAUCAUCUCCCUGCAGUGAAAAAUCCUUGAGUUUCUUCCAGGGUUUAAGCUGAUCCCUGCCCCCCUAACAAGAAUCCCCCGACCCCACCACCAAGCAGGGCUGAGUGCUUUUCUAACUGGGGAGGGGGCUCUGGGUUUGCUGUCAGAGAAAGCCAAGUUGUCAAUAAAGCAUUAAUGCCCAA
Molecule: messenger RNA, 4390 nt
Organism: Antechinus flavipes (yellow-footed antechinus)
Lineage: Eukaryota; Metazoa; Chordata; Mammalia; Dasyuromorphia; Dasyuridae
Gene: HSPA12B
Product: heat shock protein family A (Hsp70) member 12B
Exons: 13
Coding region: 235-2280 (681 amino acids)
Source: RefSeq, a predicted model, not a curated record